Erinaceus europaeus (western European hedgehog) is the source of this 1045-nucleotide messenger RNA. RefSeq names its product Fc epsilon receptor Ia (gene FCER1A). The transcript has 5 exons. Gene Ontology annotation, biological process: cell surface receptor signaling pathway. The coding region runs from base 79 to 861 and encodes 260 amino acids. The record is from RefSeq and is a predicted model, not a curated record. Gene Ontology annotation, molecular function: transmembrane signaling receptor activity. Lineage: Eukaryota; Metazoa; Chordata; Mammalia; Eulipotyphla; Erinaceidae.
UUCCUUCUCCUUUUUGUUCUCAAGUCUUGGACUGUCCCACACAGCUUCCCGGGGCUUGGGCACUGCCUGUCUUUCACCAUGGACGCUUCCUGCCUACUGUGGGCAGCUCUGCUGAUCUGCUCUCUAGGUAGCACUCCAGCAGUCAAUCACAAGGCCAUGAAGAAAUUGAAGAUAUCCUUGACUCCACCCUGGAAUAGAAUAUUUAAGGGAGAAAGUGUGAGGCUCACAUGUCACUGGAAUGAUAGCCUUCAAGAUAUCCCCACGACAUGGACCCACAACAACAACACCUUAGUAGUGACAAAUUCCAGCCUGGAAGUGGUGAACGCUAGCAUCCGGGAUAGCGGGGAGUACAGAUGUCAGAUCGGAUCUUCUGAAAAGAGCAACCCUGUGUCCCUGUAUGUCUACAGUGGCUGGCUACUUCUCCAGGUCACCCCAGUGGAGGUGUUAGAAGGCAAUCCCCUUUUCAUCAGAUGCCACAGCUGGAGGAAUUUGGAAGCCAAAAAGGUGAUCUACUACAAGGACAGCAUGGCCCUCAAGUACUAUUAUGAAAACCACAACUUGUCUAUUCAAAAAGCCUCUCUGGAAGACAGUGGCAACUACUAUUGCCAGGGCCAUAUCCAUAAGAACAACUACUCAUCCACCUCCCUUCACAUCACUGUGAAAGAAUUUGAAGAUUCCUUAAUGGUCAUUUACCAGCUACAACUUCUCUUGCGCUUGUUGGUACUGAUUCUGUUUGCUGUGGACACUGGACUGCUCAUCCUAACUCAGAGGCAACUCACAGAUCUCCUGACAUACAAGAGGAACAGGAGAGGCAAAAGGCAAGCAGCCUACAGUCUGAAGUCAGACAGCAAAAAGGACUGAGCUUCCUGCUCAAGACCCAUUUGCCUUGGCGGUUUCUCUCCAGCACAAGCAACUACUCACACAACCAGCCCCCCCCCCCCCAUAUAGUUCACAAUGUCUGCAGAGCACUCUUCAUUCCAGACCUCACACAACAGCUUCCUCUCCUCCAUAACCCAGUGACAUGCCAUAGCAGAUGCACAAUAAA